AUGAUCAAUAGUUCUUCUUCUUUCAUUCCACAACAGACUCCACAAGCUACAGGUAAACAAGACGAAAAUUAUUAAUGCUCAAUCAUAAGUUUACAUACUGUGAUCUCCAUGCAUAUCAACAACAAUUAUUUUCAUUUUUCGGUUAUAGUCACAGCAGCCGCUUUUGUCUCUUCUUGCAAGGAACAAUUCCAGAUAGACACGUAAGGGACUUAAUCGUUUAAUUUCUAGUUAAAAAGCCUUCGUAUUGUGUAUAAAUUUGUUUUUGGGAAAUGAAAAUAAAUGCUUCGUAUAUAAGUAAAAUAUCCUUAUCGUAAUCUCAUAUUUACGCUCUCUGGGCUUAAAGCAUUUACUGAUAUCAAGCCGCCCGGCCUUAAGUUUAAAGAUUCCUACCGCUGCACUGUUGAAAUCGGCUUAAUAUCUCGACUUUUUUCGCGCGGCUUUAAAAAUGUUUGAGUUAACAACUAAAGUAAAAUGUUAUGCAUUUAGAGCCUUGGACUUUUUCAAAACUAUACAAAUGAUUAGGUGCUAGAUUCCUGGUAUUUUAAUAUUAAGACUACAGUCCUUUCCAGAGGAUGUCGAAGACUUUGAGGCACCAUAACCACACUAUUAUAUACAGCUCGCGCUAUGUUAAAAAAAAAUACAGAAGAAAAAAGUACAAAACAGGCUAAUUUCUCAAAACUAAAUAACUAAUUCGCGUGAACACAACAGUAUCUUUCACAAAGUUGCUGACUGUAAAGUUUUCCGGGUGGAUAUCAUUGCCAUCAAUGCUAAUCUAAGUCUUCCAUUUUCCCUUUAAGAACAUAUUGAUUCUUGGCAAAAUACUAUCACGAAUUUUGCACGUUUUUGGUAGAAGAAAAUAUAGACUCCACCGCUGGCUUUUUUUAAAAAACGUCAAAGACUUUGCAACUGUCUUUUUUUUUUUUUUUUUUUUUGGAGAAUUGUCUGUUUUGCCCUUUUUGUUCAUUCAAUAUAUAUAUAUAUUUAUUCCAUGCUGAGGGUUAAAAUAGUUUAUGUCAGUGCAGGUACAAAUGUCCUGCAUUUAUUUAAAGUAUUUUGUAGCUCAUCAAGCUCUAGCAAUGAGGAGAAGUGAAAAACAAAAUAGAUGAUGAUCUUAAAUUAAUUGAAUUAAAACCUAACUGGUGGUUUUACAAAUGAAAAUUUUAGCCUAACAAAAACCCAGGUUCUAAUACGCGGGCUAACAAGCUCAUCGGAAAAUUAAUUGAAUUAAAUGGUAUUCUGUUCAAAGGUGCUCGAUUCUGUUCAAAGGUGCUCGAUUGCACAGGUCUUAGGUGAAAAUAGUCUCAAAUAAAGUUACUUGCUGCAAAAGUGUUUUCCCCUUUUUGUUGGUUAAAAUAAUCAUGUUUCUUCUAGAGCUCGUCACAGGCUAUCUGUUAGGGCUAUAACCCUUCAAAAAUAUCUCAACUUAAGAAAACCUCAAGGGAGUUGGCGAGGCAGGGGGAGGGGGGAAUGGGGUGCAACACACCCCUACCAUAACCAAGUUGAGGGUAUGAAUCUGCUUAUACGCUCAAAGGUUAACUAUCCGAUUAUUUAUCUAGUUUGUCAAAGAGUCAAGUAUUUACCCUGAGCGUCGAUUCUAAACGAAUUCCUGUUUACUGUCACAUGGGAGACUUUGGAUGUGGAGGAGGAGGAUGGACGCUGGCCUUAAAGACAGACGGCUUGAAGGUACUAGAAAGUUUGGUGUUUGCAGCUGUCCUGACCGACGUUGUCACAAGCAGCUGGGUCUUUGAGACGGAGCGUGAUAACAUGCAUUUAGAGCUGUGUUGCCACUUUACCUUUCGGACAGGAAAACAAGCAAAGUUAAAGCGCAAUUCUUUCUUAUAUACAGUUAUUGUAAACCUAGUUUUCUAUCCAAUCUGCGGUUUAGGAGUGCACUGAUCGAUCGCUUAAUUAAACUUGCUAACUACCUUUCUAUAACCAGUUUAUGUGAAAAUACUUAAGGUAGUCUGUGACACGUUAACCAUUAAACUGAGAUACGGACCGGCCUUUGCGCCUUCUACCUUAAGAAAAUAUACUUGAGGACUAGGCCGCCCAAUACAGUCAAUGUACUCUGCAAGUUCAUUAACUAAUGAAAAUUAAAAUUUGAUUUCAGACAACAUUCCGCUUCAAUUCUCCACUUUGGAGUAACAGAAACACAUACAACGUUGCAGGUGGCAAGACAGGUUUUGACACUCAAGAAACAAAGUUACCAACCUACUGGAGUACAAGUUUUACCAAGAUCUGUCUCGGAAUGAGGAUCGGAAAUCAGAUUAGGUUUGUUCUUCAAAAUCAGACUGCCACCUCUCUUCACUCCCUCAUCUCCGACGGAGCGUUCCGUGCAACCAGCCUGGGCCGUCAUUCCUGGAAGGCGCUGAUUGGUCCUCAGGGCUCCUUGCAGCGCAACUGUAAUAGAGAAGGGUUUAAUGCUGUUUGCAGCGGAAAAAGUAAUCCUUCCAAAACAAGAAUCGGUAUCCUUGGAAACAACCAAAACGACUGCGGAAGCUGUGAUUCUAGAAUCGGAUUCGGCAUGGAGGGGGAGCCGGAUGGUUCCAUAAGAUGUGGAAUUGCGGCACGAAACAAAGCUGAUAAUGGGAAAAAGUUCAUCAACACGUUUGGAUACAUCCUGGUUCAAUAGAACAGAUUUUAUAUUGCUAUAAAUAAUAUAUAGAUUUAGCCAAGGCCAAAGCGGAGCUCUCGGAUACCCUUUUUUGAUAGCUUUCAGUUGACCAUAACAAGGAUGUCCAAUACCAAGUUUUAACACAGGUAUUAUUACGUGCCUAAAAAGUCAAUAUAAUUCAUGGAGAAUUAUUUAUAAGAGACAACUUCUGCUUUAAUAGAGGGUUAAACUCACAGCGAAAACAGUAGGGCCACAAGUUUUACUCAUAAUAACAUGCACAAGACUUCUAAAGCCAACACAAGUAAACUAGCCUUUCAGGCAGAUCAAAUGUUACUCUAGAUCGACUCCAAAUCCAUUUCCUGAAUAUGUAUUUCUCAUUUGUUCUGCUUGGCCUUGUCACUGUUCCAUUAAUCGUGAACAAUCAGCAAACACCUUGCUGUUACAAGCCGCCUGUAAGUAAUUGCAACUGUAAAAAAUGCAAUGCAAAUCAAGAUUUUCCAGGGUUGAGAGUCUUGUUGGAUUGACCACAACACUAUCUCCGGCCUAGGUGAUGCCGUAAAAUGUUUAGAGGCAAAGAUGGAGGGUCUCCUUGUAAUAAUCAACAAUCCUUUUUCUUGUCUGGUCUCUUCCCACCGUACCAAGGACUCCAAAACCAACAGGUAAUCUGCAACAAAAGUAUGAGUUAAUGUGAAUUUUAAGUUUUCUUCCUUUGAUUUUAAUAUCAACCAAAAUAUUUUGAAUUUUUGGUUAUUAAAAGUCACAAAAGCAUCAGCUGCUUUCGUCUCUUCUUGCAAGGAACAGUACGAAAAAGAUAAGUAAGGGACAUUUUUGAUUAAUUUCUAGUUAAAAACCAAAGUCAUUGUCUUAAUUAUUCAUUCAUAUAUUUAUGUUCGUUAUUGAUUCGUAUAUUUAGAGGUAUGUUUUUUUUUAGUUUUAUUAAGACACAGCAUUUUAUUUUUGGAAAAUCGAAACAAAUGCGACUCUUUAUAAUAGUUGUCUUAACCCUAAAUUGGUUUCCCCUGUGUGGAGUGGGUUAAGCAACCACCUGAACCAAAUCAUAUAAUAAAUUCUUGAUAUUUCUUGGCGGAGGCUGCCUAUCCUAAGGAUAUCGGAGACUUUGAGGCACCGUAAUACAAUACUGCUUUGGAGAUGAGCUUUGUAAAAAGUGCAAAAUGGGUCUACUGACCAUCAUAUGCUGACCAUUAUUUUUAGAAAGCAAAAUAAUUAGUUAGCAUAAGCAGAACAUUCGACGGAAUGAAAUGACAAUCGCAUUCUUUGCUAACUGACUGUUUUUUUAAGAAACGUUAGGGCCAUUAUAUUCUCUGAACGAUUAAUAUCAGUGUUAUCUGACGUAUCCCUCGAUCUUAGCUUACACACAUAUUAUAAUAUGACAAGAGAGAAUGAUCUAAGAGAGCGAAUCCCCCAUAGAUGACCCUCUUCCCUUGAAAAUUAUUGUCAAUCUAUUCUUGGUUCUGUGUCAUACUGCGUGGUUAUUUUAAGGACGCCACCUUAUUGGUCGGUUAGAGUGGCGUCAUGUAAUUUUAAACUUGGCGGGUAAUUCAUUUCACUGCCGAUCACGCACAGCAAGCGAUAUGACGUGCAAACUUGGUAUUACUUUCGUCGAAGAUUCAAAAGAUUUUUACGUGGAAUAAUCUGGCCAGAGUAGCUGACGAAUUGGGCGAAGAGGAAAACGGUCCUGGCUUGUGGGAGUUCGCCGGAGAAAGCGGUUCCGACUCGGCGAAAACUGCUUAUUGAGGACUUCGUUACAUCAAUAUAUAAACAACCAACGUCCUAUUGCAAAAAACGAUAACUGUCUCUUCCGGCGAUAUCCACGCACACCCGCGAGCUGUGAUACCGUCGUUUGGAUCCAACCGUGGACACGUAACAAGAAAAUAGGUUCAAAGUGGGUUCAAACAUGGAUGUUUGGCCGCCAAACAUUUGAAUUUUGUGAGGACGCUAGACAAAUGUGGGCACACCGCUCACUAUUAGGAAUUAACCGAAACCGGAAACCGCGCAUCAAAACUCUCUGGCAUCCAGGUUAGCGACUGUUUAACAGCUUGAAGCAUCUGUCCUGAUUUGUUGCUGCAAAACGAGUUGAAUAGGGAUGUUGCGCGUUUUACCCCAAUGUUUAAACCUGUUAACAACCUGAUUUGUUGCAUUAGACAGGCUUUAUGUAGGUGGUAAAACGCGCAACAUCGCUAUUCAACUCGUUUUGCAGCAACGUUGCAAGAAAAUGUUGCACGUUUUUUGUUGCCCGUUUUUCUGUAUCUUAAAUCGUGCCCGUAGCUUGUCACAGAAAUUGCAAAUGCUUCGUGCCAUCGUCAAUAUUAAUAGCUGCUGUUGAAUUAAUAGACUGCUUCAAAAAAGGGUUGGAGUGAAAUUAAAGUGGAGAGAGUAUAAGACCGCAAGUUUCACUGGGAAAUCAGGAUGACAAUAUGCUAUAAAGCCAACAUAACUGCAAAAUAUCAGGCAUAUCAAAUGUUACUUAAAAUCGACUGUGAAUCCACCUCCUCCAGAUGUAUUUUUCAAUUCUUCUACUUCGCCUUGUAACUGAUUUGUUUUACGUGAACAGUCAGCAAACACCUUGUUGCUACAAGCCGCCGGUAAGUAAUUGCAACUGUACAUGUAAUGCAAAUCAAGACUUGCCCGUCUCCUUAAAGUCGUUAGAAGCAAAGCUGGACAGGGUAGAGAGUCUUAUUGGAUUCAACAACAAUGCCACUGGCCUCAGUGAUGCCGUAAAAUCUUUAGAGGCAAAGAUGGAGAGUCUAAUUGCACUGGGGAAUUUUCGAGCCACAGGAAUUUUUUUUCGUUAUCAAAUUCCUUGUAUGAAUUUUUUUUAGGCGUUAGCAAGAAUUUUUUUUAGGGGUUAAUAGGCGUGCAUGAAUUUUUUUUCAUUUAAUUUUAAUUUUCCUUUGCGCGAAUAUUUUUUUUUUUUACUCCCCCACCCCCAUAUUGAGGCCCCGUAAUCCUAUACUGCUUGUGAUAUAUUAGCAUUAAAAAAAAUAGAAUGGACAUGAGCUCUGUAAAAAGUGCAAAAUAAGUCUAUUAUUGACCAUUAGGCAAAAUAGUUAGCAUAAACAAAACAUCCGACGAAAUAAAAUGACAAUCGCAGUCUUUGCUAACUGAGUGAAUUCCUAAGAAAAGUUAGUUGCAUUCUCUAAACCAUCAUGAUCAAUAUCAGUGCAGUUAUUUGACGUAUCCCUCGGUCUUGGUUGAACACAUAUUCUAAUAUGAUUCAUAGAAGUAUCGACCUCGGAUCCAAUGUCUAGAAUGCGAUUGUGAAGCUUACCAGGCAAUUUUCGGUGUGGAUUCUUUGGGAGUCUCAUAUUGUAAUUUUUAUUUGGAGACAGUAGAUUAUCACUUACAUGUACGUACUUACUCUUAAAUUCGACUGUUAUUGAACAGUUUCCGUUGUAAGCCAUGGAGAACACAAGUACCUCAGUUUUUCAGUUUAGUUACUACGAAAGUUUAAGUGUAAUAAAAAUCAUUUAUUUAAAUAGCUAGAUUUCAUCAUAAAACUAUGGACCUUUGCCAAAAACGAAAACCACAAAUAUUCCAAUAUUGCAGCUGUAGCUUCGAGAAAUUUAGUUCAGAAUAUAUUUCAAUUGAUGCGUAUCUUGUUCGGGGCUGUUUACAUGACACCGAGGCGACUUUCGCGCCGGCGGUAGAUCACUCCGGGUUCCCUCUCAUGGCACUAUAUUUGUUUAUGUGAUACCACCACAAAAUGUCAUGCCGGCGCGAGUCACCCCGGCGUGAGUUCACCCCGGUUGUUGUACCGGGGCGACAAUUUCACUCCGGUACGAAAUCUCGCAACAGUAUCAUGUAAACUCUAAACGACCACCCGUUUCGGAGUGAACUCGGUCUGCCGGUAGACUGGAAGGGGUAGCGCAUGCUUAACGUUUGCGAUUUUGAAUCACACGUGUAUUUAAUUAACAUGAAGUGUACCUUCAAAUAACGAGAUAUGAAAUGACCCAGUCAUUAUGUAAACGUGAUACGAAAUCAAAAAGUCAUCGCGGUAUGUAACUCGCACCGGUGCGAGUUUUCUCAUGUAAACACCCCCUUCCUCUGCUACCUGUAAUAUAAUCAACUCCUUUCCCAGACGUCAUCUAUGGGCGUUUCCGCCGGUUAUCGGAUUUUACGAUAUGUAUGUUAACACCGCUUUUCAAUAACAUGCAAACUUUAAACUAAAAACGUUAAUUAUCAACGGGUAGGUUUUUCGCUGCCGUUAACCAUAAUAACGACGACUACCAACACUCCUUGAAAGAAACAAAUUAAGUAACAAAAAAGUUAACUGAGUCACAGUUGUACUGUCUUGAUAUAUCUACGGUUGUAUAUGGCCAAAAUGACAUGUGAAAACGCUCUAACAUCGGGAAAUUGCUCAAAUCUCAGAAAAGGCUUAGAUUGAAUAAAAAAAUAUGAAGUUAAGCGAAAUAACCUAAUUUGCGCCGCUUAAUGGAGUAUUUGAGACUUUAUUCAGAAUUCUGGUUACCGUAGUUCUUUCCAUAUCUCACAUAUCAUCCUUUACAGAAAUUUUAUACUUUAGUAGUAAGCCAUUAUAUCGAAGUUUGUUUUUUUAAAUUUCAUUGUCUUGUUAAACGCCUUGCAGUUCAUCAAAGAGCCAAGUUUAUACUCUCAAGAUUGGAACCCUAGGAAUUCCUGUUUACUGUCACAUAAGAGACUUUGGUUGUGGAGAUGGGGGAUGGACGCUGGCUCUGAAGACAGACGGUGCAAAGGUUGUAUCUUAAGUCAAGUAACAACUAUCUGUUUUUUUCAGGUACAGGGAUGCCCCUGUUGUCAGUAAUUUUUUUUUUCAGUUUCAUUAGAAGUAAUAAGGGGUGGGAAGCCCUCGAGCCUCUCCUCUACUAGAGCUGCCACUGUAAAUGCAAUGACAGCCUCAGAAAUUUGUGGUUGAAAAAUCUGAAUUUUAAGUUACUUUUAGCAGUUGCUUCAAUAUCAAGAAUGACCUCAUCUUUCAAAAUUUCAACAGACGGGAGUGGGGAUGAGAGGUUUGAAUCACAGGCCCCCUGAGUUGGUCACGAAAUUUUUCUUAAACCCCUCCUUCAGAACUGGCUGUAAAAUUGAGUGAAAGGCAGUAAAGAAACAUUUAUGGUACGGUAAAACGGGCAAUAAAAGAACGUGAAACUUGUUUGGCGAGUUUGCUGCACAAUGAGCUGAAUAGCAAUGUUUUUUUGCGCGUUUUAACACCCACGGAAAAAAAAACGUGGCAAUAUUAUUUGUGCAAAAGCAGGUUCGCACGUGUUUGGUAAAACGUGCAACAUCACUUUUCAACUCGUUUUACAGCAAUGUUGCAAAACAAGUUGCACGUUCCUUGUUGCCCUUUUUACUAACGUACUGCUUUAGCUGACACACCAACUAAUAAAGAAGGCACGGAUGGACAAACUUGACAAAGAUAACAACGAUUGCGACUAGUAUUUAGGCUACAAUCCUCAUCAAAAAUCAUGAAACACUUGUGUGCGUUUUCCCUUCCCCAAUGUUGAUUUGGGAAUUACAGCGGUCUCCGUGCUUCAAAGUACGCGUGGCUCAACAUUGGGGAAGGAGAGGGCACAUUACAGUGAGAAAAAAAGUGUGAGGAGUAAAUCUCAAGAAUUUUCUAGAAAAUUCAAGAGAAGCGGUGUCUGUUUCAACGAUUUGUGACGAGUAUUGUAGCAGUUCUUCGGCAAAUUUUAUUUUUAUUGUUAGUAACUUUAAACGAUCGGUAGUCAUAUGUCGGUAGAAAUUUCUUGUUACUUCAAUAUACAUAGCGAACAACAUGGAAUAAUUGAUCAAGAAAGGCAAAGUGGAUUUCACUGUCUUGGGAUAGUCUCUUAAAAAUCCUUCUAAUCUGUAUUUCAGAGAACGUUUCGCUACAGCUCCCAGCUUUGGAGUAACAAAAAUGCAUACAACAUUCCAGGUGGAAUGACUGGUUUUGACACUCAAGAAACCAAGUUACCAACCUAUUGGAGCACGAAUUUUACAAGGAUCUGUCUCGGAAUGAUGGUAGACAAUGAGACUAGGUUUGUUUCCCUUAAACGGACUGCUGACUCUCUUCACUCCCUCAUUGCUGAUGAAGCCUUCCGUGCAACCAGUCUGGGUCGUGAGUCCUGGAAGACGCUGAUUGGUCCUCAGGGCUCCUUGCAGCAAAAUUGCAAUAGAGAAGGGUUUAAUGCUGUCUGCAGUGAACAUUGUAAUCCUUCUAAGGCGAGAAUAGGUAUCGUUGCAAAUAAUCAGGACUCCUGCUACUCCUGUGAUUCUAGGAUCGGAUUCGGCAUAAGAGGAUAUCCAGAUGAUUCCUUAACCUGUGGAGUCGCAACAAGAAAUUUUGCUGAUAAUGGAGACAAGUACAUUCACGCAUUUGGAUACAUCUUGGUUCAAUAG
Molecule: messenger RNA, 8989 nt
Organism: Porites lobata
Lineage: Eukaryota; Metazoa; Cnidaria; Anthozoa; Scleractinia; Poritidae
Source: the annotation of a GenBank genome assembly